Heterobasidion irregulare TC 32-1 is the source of this 1878-nucleotide messenger RNA. RefSeq lists its product as uncharacterized. Lineage: Eukaryota; Fungi; Basidiomycota; Agaricomycetes; Russulales; Bondarzewiaceae. The record is from RefSeq and is a predicted model, not a curated record. The transcript has 3 exons. Bases 1 to 1878 code for a protein of 625 amino acids.
AUGCUUCCUGCCCCCACGCCGCCGUCCUAUUCCUCGGGCCACACCGCUCUUCCCGACUCGGUCCACACUCCCUCCGUCACUGCCGCCCCUGUUCCCCGCGGUCUCGACGCCCAUGACGACACUCCAACGGCACCAUCAUCCUUCGCGCCCACCCUCUAUCACUAUGACGGCACAACCGAUCACUACGCCACCCCACAUCAUCAUCAUCCCUCCUCUUAUCUCUACUCGCCUUCCGUCCCCGCCCCUCCUGCCCUCUGGCCUCCCCACACCCAACCCCACCCCGUCCUCGACCCCCACUAUCCGUACACACAGGACCAGCACGUCCACCAGUCUUUCAACCACCCGACCUCCGAUCCUCAGAUCUACUACAGCUACUUCCCUUCUCUCCCCUCGCAGUUCAUCGACGUCGCCACGCAGUAUGGCACCGACUCUAGCUCUUUAGCCAGCUACGCUCUCCCCGCCGCCGCGACCCUUCCCACAUCCUACACCGCCCCCAACCUCGCCUUCGUCCCCGGCGUCCCAAAACUCGAAGACUUUUCCGCACAAUCUCCGCUCGCUGCCUCCACCUCCUUGCCACAAUGGCCGUUCACUUGGACGCCCCCGCACGCCGCCCCGCUCCCAUUCCAUCGCCCGGUCCUCAUCUCCCCAGGCUCUGCGUCUGGGCUCGAUCGUGCGCUCGACGAGCAACGCAUCACUCUACGUGUCGUUCCUGCACCACGUGACCCAAGCCCCGCGCCCAGUCUUGCGUCCGACGCCGCCUCGGGCUCGCCGGCGAACACGCCACAACCGUCCGUCUUAUCACCGCCCUCUUCGUCGUCGCUGUCGUCUUCGCCAACACAGGUGGUCGCGCUGGUGCUCUGCUCGCCGCCCCCGAUGGCGCACCUCCCGCUCCCGAACGAGGACAUCCAUGAAGACUUUGCAUCGCCCGCGCCUGAUGUGCCGAGCGAGUACCAGUUUGUCGCGGACCCGGCGGCGUUCCCGGGUCCGGAUCAGCCCGCCCCAGUCCCGCGGAAGCGCUCUAUACAGGUGUCGACCGCGGUGCCACACGAGCCUUCGGCCUCCUCGGCUUCGACCUCAACAUCGUCUUCCCCGCCCAUGGGCAGCAGCACGCCGUCCGCGUCCUCCGCCUCCAGCCCUGGUUCGUCAUCUCCCUCGCUCGCCACCCCCUCCAGCGCUGAGCCGCUCGCACAAACUCUGCCGCUGCCGCCAUCCUCCCGUGCACGCACAGGCUCGUCCUCGCGCAAAGUCUCGCAACCUCCAGGUACCACACGAAAGAAGCCCGCGCUCGCGUGCUUGUUCUGCCGCGAGCGCAAGAUCGCAUGUGGUCCACCUCCCCAGGGCAGCGAGGAUAUGACAUGCAGGUGCGUUUCCUUGCGCCCGCAUAUCGAGGCUGUCGUUGCUUGGGGGUGUGCUGAUGGCCGCGCGUGUCCACAGCCAAUGCAAACGCCGACAUCGCAAAUGCGAAUUUCCGAAGGAGAACCGUCGAGGUCAGCACAGGCGGCACUCGUAGUGCUCUGUUUCUUCUGCCGAUCCCCUUUUUUGAUCGUUUUUCGAAUUGCUAGUGAGAUCGUGAGGUGCUACGGAGGCGAAGAUCCGUCUUCCCUUCUUCCAUACCUCUUACUUUCCCUACUUUCGUCCUUUUUUUUCGUCUCUGUCCCUGUUUUCUCCCCUCCGCCAAGUUAUUAUGCUUACUGUUUACUGUCACACCCCACACGCUCUCGUGUACCCGCUUCCUGUCCUCCUCUAUCUUCGCUGCCUUCCCUUUGGCUCUCGUCUCCCAUAUCUCCACAUGCGCCAUGCUUCCCCGUAGUCUCCUUCUUCCACCUCAAAGACGACAAACAGGAUAAACGCGUCUACCGCCGCAUCGACCGCGGCUGA